Messenger RNA from Triticum turgidum subsp. durum (durum wheat), 2211 nucleotides. The record is from the annotation of a GenBank genome assembly. Lineage: Eukaryota; Viridiplantae; Streptophyta; Magnoliopsida; Poales; Poaceae.
AUGACAAAGAUGGUGGCUAUGGACAAAUGUAAUGGCUUUGGAUGCUGCCGUGUACACGUGGAAAGCUAUGCCAGCACUUAUCAGUUCAAAUCUGUCUCUAACCACAACACAAAAAACACCAGCAUCAGAUCUAACCAGACCUCUCACUUGUGGGAUAAAAUUAGGGUAAGUGCUCAUGUCUUACAGCUCACAUGGAAAAUUCAGGAUCAACCCACCUGUGCUGCGUGUGUCAGCGAGCAUGCCGAGUGCAACCACAACGAUCCACUAGAUGUAUACGGUGCACCAACAAUAACAAGUGGCUACUACUGCACCUGCCAUUUCGGCUAUUCAGGCAACCCCUACAUUCUACAUGGCUGCUCCAGCAAUGAUAAAGGGUAUAAUCCAAUUCCGAGCGGGGCUAACUGUACCCGCUGGUGUGGUAACAUUAAUGUGCAAUUCCCAUUCGGCUUCGAAAAGGGUUGCUUUGCCAGGGAUGAGUUUCACCUCAAUUGCACAAAUAUGACGUCAUCAGCUGCCCUGCUCAUGCUCAUGCAGGAGGAGCAACAGGUCAUUGACAUAAAUGUCAACGAAGGGACCUUCAAUGUUACCGUUGCUUCUGAUGGGCAUGUGAGUCAAUCAGAUUUAGAUUGGGCUCAACAGGCUCAACAGGCUCAACAGAUUCAUAUUUCCGCAUAUGGGUAUAUUUUGUUUUAUAAAUGGGUUGCUGCUCAUCUAAGUUGCGUAGAGGCCCAACACAAUAGGUCUGGAUAUGCUUGUGUGAGUACAAACAGCAAGUGUGUGGAAGUAAGGGAUAAAGUGAUGACUAGUUACCGCUGCAGAUGCUUUGAUGGCUUCCAAGGAAAUCCUUACAUCCAAAAUGGUUGUCAAGACAUUGAUGAAUGCCCUCAACCGAACAAAUGUAAAGGGAUCUGCCAUGAUACCAAAGGAAGCUUCAGUUGUACUGCCUGUCCUCACAAGACUGAGUAUGAUCCGUUAAAAAUGCAGUGUACUAAGAUAAAACAAGAGCCUCUGCUCUUAGGUAUAAUUAUUGGGAUGUCCUGUGGUUUUGGCGUUCUACUUCUGAGCUUCAGUGCAGUACUUUUCACUCGUAGGUGGAAAAAGAAUGUUCAGAAGCAACUACGGAAGAACUAUUUCCGAAAGAACCAAGGUCUUCUCCUAGAAACAUUGAUAUCAUCUGAUGAAACUGCAAAUGACAAUACAAAGAUUUUCUCAUUACAAGAGCUAGAGAAGGCAACAAGCAACUUUGAUCCUACACGUAUCAUCGGACGUGGAGGCCAUGGCAUGGUUUACAAAGGCAUAUUGUCUGAUCAGCGUGUUGUUGCAGUAAAAAAGUCUAAGGUCAUGGAGCAAUCUGAGAUCAGUCAAUUCAUCAAUGAGGUUGCAGUCCUCACUCAGAUAAGGCACCGAAAUAUUGUGAAGCUCUUUGGAUGUUGUCUCGAAACUGAGGUUCCACUGCUGGUGUAUGAUUAUGUAUCCAGUGGCUCACUGUCUGAAGUUCUUCAUGCAGAUGACAGGGAUGGUUUUUCUUUGUCUUGGGGUGAUUACUUAAGGAUUGCCCUGGAAACAGCAGGAGCUCUGUCUUAUCUCCACUCUUCAGCUUCAAUAUCAAUCUUCCACCGUGACGUGAAAUCCUCAAAUAUACUAUUGGAUGUGAACUACACAGCUAAAGUUUCAGAUUUUGGUGCGUCCAGAUUGGUUCCGAUCAAUCAAACACACAUUGUUACGAAUGUGCAAGGUACAUUUGGUUACUUAGAUCCAGAGUAUUUCCAUACCAGGCAGCUGAACGGGAAGAGCGACGUCUACAGCUUUGGUGUGGUACUUGUGGAGUUACUUCUCAAAAUGAAACCUAUCUUUACAAGUGAAUCGGGCACAAUCAAGAGCUUGUCAAACUAUUUUCUUGAGGAGUUCAAUGAGGGAAGAAUCACAGUCAUUGUUAACUCCCAGGUCCUUGAGGAAGCAGCCGAGGAAGAGAUCAACAGUAUCGCCACUCUUGCAGAGCGGUGCUUGAGGCUGCGUGGUGAAGAUAGACCCACAAUGAAAGAGGUGGAGACAGAGCUACAGACUCUACGAGCAAAUCGUCUGAUCUUAUGUCAAGUAGAUCCAAGAAACGAGGAACAGAUGCAACCAAGGUUGCCAACUCGGCCAGGAGACAGCGGAAGGCGAUAUAGCUUGGAGAUGGAGUUCAUGUCAUCUGCUAGCCUGCCACGCUAG